Colias croceus (clouded yellow) is the source of this 1114-nucleotide messenger RNA. RefSeq names its product CDGSH iron-sulfur domain-containing protein 2 homolog (gene Cisd2). Gene Ontology annotation, cellular component: mitochondrial outer membrane; intracellular membrane-bounded organelle. NCBI's taxonomy places the organism in Eukaryota, Metazoa, Arthropoda, Insecta, Lepidoptera, Pieridae. The transcript is spliced from 3 exons. Gene Ontology annotation, biological process: regulation of autophagy. The record is from RefSeq and is a predicted model, not a curated record. The coding region runs from base 163 to 555 and encodes 130 amino acids. Gene Ontology annotation, molecular function: 2 iron, 2 sulfur cluster binding.
UGUCAGCUGUGGUGUCAGCAAGUUGUCAGCAAUAAUUUUAAUAAUUGGCAUUUUUGAUUUUUGAAUUUAUUUGAAAGUUACAUUGGCACCUGGUUGACGUUAAAUAAUACCGUAAUCUUAUUUUAUUUCUUGAACAAUUUUUAUUAAAACUUUAUCUUAAAGAUGUACUUCAUGUCGAAUGUAGUUAAAGUGACUAUUCCAAACUAUUUAGCGGGUUUACCAAUUCCUGAUUCAUUUGGUGGAUGGUUUCGAUUGAGCUUCCGUGAUUGGCUAGCUCUUGUGCCACCAACGCUAGCAAUUGGGGGCAUAUCUUAUGUGUCCUAUCAAACAGUGAAGAAGGCAAGGGAAGCUGGCCAAGUGAAUCGCGCCGUUCUGAAGGAGAAAAGCAAAGUUGUCGACUUUAUCGAUAUUGAAGAUAUAACAGAGAAAGCUUCCCUUUGUAGAUGCUGGAAAAGCAAAAAUUGGCCUUACUGCGAUGGAGCUCAUGGUGCCCACAACAAUGAAACAGGUGACAAUGUAGGCCCCGUAGUGGUCCGUCACAAGGAAAACAAGUAAAGGAACAGAAUAUUACAUAGUUACCAUGUUCAAUAAUUUGUGAUAACUUAAUUGGAUGCAACCAUUAACACACUUGAUGUGAAUUUGUGCUAAUUAAUUACGCAUUUUUAGCAUUUGAUUAUAGCAAUUAAUAAUAAGAUGGUAACAUUUUUUGUACUCAGAACAAGAAAAAGGUAGAUGUGUGCUACUUUUUAUUAUAAAAUAACAUUUUUAAUUUUUAUAUACUUGUGUUGGAUUGUUUCAAAGCUUCACUUAUAAUAUUUGUUUUGUGUGUUUAUCUUUUUUCUUGGUCUGAGAAUUAUUUUAAAAUUUUACAUGAUUUUUGUAAUUUGAUUUAUAUAUCAAUUUGUCUUUAUAAAAACUUUUCAAUUUUUUAUCAUGUACAAUAUUGUUAGGUGUGUUUUGGUUAAAUAUUUAUUUGAUUAGUUUACAAAAAUCUGAUUGUAAUUUAAGUAUAACCAUGAAUUUAUUUAGAUGUUAUAGUACUAUCUGUGUUACUUGUUUCCUCUGCAGUAUUUUGUUACCAGUGGUUCUAUGAUAAUAAAAGAUAUUUUAAGGA